UUUCUUAACUGCAAUAACACUCGCAUCUCACAGCAACUGGGGGGGGGGACGCUGACCACACCUCCAAUUUUGAAUUCCGGGGACAGCAACCAGGAAAAUCUAAACAACUCUGCGAGGCUUGUGGAAAUGAUUAACAACCAAGACAUUUGAAGCAUCCUGCUCCUGCAGCACUAAGAUGUGCGGCGAACGUGGAGCGCUUCACAGAUGUACCAGUUAAAUUUCCAAUAUCGCUGUUUCUGCUGAAUUGCAGGCAAGGUGGGGACAUUGGUUGAUGGGUUCAUUCUCUGAUCAUCUGCGGAGGGAACAAAUGCCUUUUUCAGGACCUGUUUUACGAUAUCUCUUUUGGAUAUACAAAUGGCUUCUAGUUUGAGGAGUGCGUAUAACUAUUUCUGCAUCUUGAAUUUCAGCGGAGAGGACUCUGCUGUCGGAUUGACGUCUCUGGUAUGGAUAGGUGUAGGCGCGACAGGAUGUCCUUUUCAGAGGAAUGGCAAGACACCUGUCUUUAACGGAAUGGUCACGAAGUGUUUGAUGUCAAUAGGAAUGGUUUUAAUGCUAUUGCAUCCAGCCCUGUCCGCAGAGGAUCAAGGGAAUUAUGAAGCCUCAGCUUAUUCAGAACUUCCACAGGAUGCAGUGGCUACAGUAGGGUCUUCACAUUUGUUAGCGAAAAUUCUACUGGCAGAAGAGGAGUCUAUUUCGAUCAUUAACACAGAUCCACCUGGAUCAGCAGGAAGCACAAUAGACGCCAUAUCAAGUGACAGUCCUACAUUCCAGUCAAUACUGACUCUGUUAACUAGCUCAAAAACUUUAAAAAAACAGAGGACACUGUUGCAAUCUAAAGCUUCCCCUAUAAUCUCAAACCGCAGAAACCGAACGAUUAGGUGGCCUUCAGAGAUAUCAGCAAGAGAAACAGAACCUUCAUCUUCAGGACCUGCGGUUACCAGCUUCUCUCCUGAGCCAGAGGAAAUAACAGCUGACAAUUUGUCUUCGGCACCACUGUCCACAUUCUUUUCAACGGAGAGGGGUGGAGAACUGCCCCUUGAGAGUACCAGCGUGCCUCCAGCAGCAUCGACAGCCCCCAUUGCAAUCAGUAACGCCACACUCCACGUUGUUGAGACCACGUCUACACAGGUGGCGCCCACGAGCCUCACUCGCACAACACAAGAAACAGUUAUAAGUGGGACUCCUACGCACACUCCCAUGAGCACUGUGGCCUCCAGCACUGGUGCAGUCAGCACAACACAACCAAUAACAUCAUCCACUCCACUUAGCACCCCUCAGCCGUCAGUGACUUCAAGGGGAACAUCUGUCACUGCAGAGAUCAUGAAAACCUCCUCUUCUCCGUCCAUAACAAUAACGUCACCCUUGACGUCCAAGGUUACCAUCACCUCUCAGACGUCAACGUUUACUACGUCUGGGCCAAAUAGACCUGGUCCUGCCACUACCCCUACAGGAAUGCCUACAUUGCAGUGUAACACUACAGAGAGAAUCUGGGUGAAAACAGUGUUGUCCUUAAACAUAAGAAGAUACAAAGUGGAUGGUAUGCUUAAACAGAACCUGACAAAAGGACUCACACAGGCACUUCAGGAGGCCUUCAACAGCAGUGGUGUGCACGCUCAGAUUGAAAACCUGACCAGCAGUACGAAUGUCACUGUUGGUUACUACGCUGCAAGUGGCAGCACUGUCUACAUUGCAUCUGUUGUUGUCAGUGCUCUGAAUGCUUAUGGGAUCGACAGGAUGAUGACUGAUAUUAAGCAGUACGUGGCUGAGGUCCAGUCCAUUCCCAUUCCUGCUGCUCCCUGGAUUCCCAGCCCUGCUAUUUCUUUGCAGCUCAAAACAGUCCUCAGGUUCGUAGGCCCCACAGACAAUAUAAAUUCCUGCAGUUUCGUUCAGACUAUGGAGCAGCGAUUGCAGAAUGCGUUCGCAGAAGCCGAGUCCAAAGUGUUGAAUUCUCACAGCCACCUCUCUGUUCAGAUCUUAAGCACAACUCAGUCAGCUGGAUCUCCUGCUGUCUCUCUGAUCUAUGUGGUAAGGAACCAGAGUGUGGUUUUGAACGGAACCAUUUCCAGCAACCUUCUCAAUCAGCUCACUGCAGAACUGGUGGGGUAUUACCUGUUCUUCCCACCUCUGAUUAUCGCUGAACCAUUAGAGUACCACAAUCUCAAUACUUCCCAGUCGACAAGGGACUACUGGGUGAUAACAGUCAUUCAGGAUGUUGACAACUCCUCUCUGGAGGGGAAUUAUCAGAGCUUUGCCAGUCUAAUGGAGCAGCGCUUGGCAGAGCUGUUCGUGAUCGCUGGGCAGCAGGGAAGGAGAUUCAGGAGAGCCACUACUGUGGGGAGCUACACUGUCCAGAUGGUCAACAUAAAGCGAAUCCCAGGUCCAAAGAACCCAGCUGAGUUGAUCUACUAUGUUCUGUGGAAUGGCUCCCCUUUGCUUGGAACCUCAGCCGCCAAAAUUCUGAAUACAGUGGACUCCCAGACCAUGGCGUUAACUCUGGGUUACUUCGUGCAGCUCCAGGCUGAACCUGUGGUAAAGAACCCACCAAACAACUUGUGGAUCAUAGCUGCGGUCCUUGCUCCUAUUGCAGUAGUCACCAUCAUCAUCAUCAUCAUCACCGCUGUCCUCUGCAGAAAGAACAAGAACGAUUUCAAGGCCGAUACGAUGGGGAACAUGCACCCACGUGCCAAGCCAGUGCAGGGGUUCGAUUAUGCAAAGCAACAUCUCGGGCAGCAAGGUGGCGAAGAGGAAGCACUUCCUGUGACCCAGGAAACAGUGGUGUUGCCUCUGCCAGUCAGGGAUGCACCCCUGUCCCAGGAAAGAGGGAUCUCACACGAUGGAAGCACCACGAAAAAGACCCUGUCCAGUGACAUGCGGAAGAGCAGGCUGCCUAGUGAAGAUGGCUCUCUCAUCAGUAACGAAUCAGGAAAGCUCAACUCCAGUAGAGGCUCUGUACUGAAAGUAACAGCACAGCAGAAAAUGACAAAAGAGGAGGCAAAAAAAAGGAACGCACCAAUUAGUGAUGAAGAGGAGGGUGGAGUUCUCUUUGACCGAGUGUCCAGGUCUUCGGCAGAUCCCUUUGACACAUCCUCUGGAUCACUGCAGCUCAUCUCCAUCAAACCCUUGGCUGCACCUCCGAGCUACUCUCACCCUGCCUCUGAUAGGAGCCAGGACUCCGCAGUGAUCAAUGGAGAGGUUAGCAUGGCUUUAAAGCAGAAAUCUGACAUUGAGCACUACAGGAACAAAUUGCGUCUCAAGGCUAAGCGGAAGGGAUACUAUGACUUCCCUGUAAUAGAAGGCAACAGCAAGCCCCUUACUCACAGGCAGAAGCAGGAGUAUGAAAAAGCACAAAUAGAACUCAACAAAGUCUUAAACCCUGAUGAAGAAAUAGCCUCCACAUACGUUAAAUCAAGGAACAGACAAUCACAAAUGAAGAACCCAUACAGGAGCAGGCAGUCGCUGAACAGCCCCAGUCCGGGAGGGACUGAGAUGGACCUUCUCGUGACGAGAGAGAGGCCCAGAAGAGGGAUUCGGAACAGUGGAUAUGACACCGAACCAGAGCUGAUUGAAGAGACCAACGUGGACCGCAUUGCUGGGCCCAGAAGCUACACCCGAGGUCGACAGGUCAAAGGUCACUCAGAGACUUCCACCCUCAGUUCCCAGCCUUCCAUUGACGAAGUGCGCCAGCAAAUGCACUUGCUGCUAGAGGAGGCAUUCAGCCUGGUCUCUGCUGGCCAUGUGACGAACAGCCGGCACCAGGGACAUUACAAUCCCGGGCAGCAGAUCCCGUACUCUGAUGUGGUGACCAGUGCUCCUGGAACCAUGAACAGGCCCAGUGGUGUCCAGUGGGUGCCUGCCUAUGGCUCAGACAUGUACCAGUACAGUCUGCCAAGACCUGCCUUCAGGUUCACUCAGCUUCCUGACAUGGCUGUGGGCUCCCCACCUCCUCCUGUGCCCCCCAGGACUGGGCCUACAGCUGUGACAUCCCUGCGACGAUCUUCAUCAGACAUUGAAUCAAAAACAAGAACUUCAGAAUCGUCCAUCCCUGAGCAGCAGAGUCAGCACGAUACUGCCCCCUAUGUGCCAAUCACACGAGCACCGAUCUCUUCAGCUUCUGUGGAGCAGCCCAUCUCUAAUUUCUCAGGUAACCCAGCACCAGCAGUCUAUGCCAUACCAGCAAACAGGCCCGGAUACACAGGCUACUUUAUCCCUACCCCUUCCGCUCCGUACAGGACCCAAGCUUGGAUGCCAUACCCUUCUGAAGGAGAUGUGCCAAAUCAGUGGGCUGAAUCUGUUCCCCUUCCAGGCUAUGUGGAGGCCUAUCCCCACUCCCGUUACCACCAAAACAGUCCUCCGCGACACCCCCGGCACUACAGCCAGGCCUCCCCCGUGCAUGCUUCCCUGGAGCAGCCCCCCACGCCGUCCACUGCGGCCUCCCAGCAGAGCCUGACGGAGAACGACACUUCGGACACCUCGCUCACCAACAUCUCUACCGCCGCGCUGGUCAAGGCCAUAAGAGAGGAGGUGGCCAAGCUGGCCAAGAAGCAGACGGAUAUGUUUGAGUUCCAGGUCUAGCGGGCCUCGGCGCCUGUAGCAGUAGUUCUUUUUUUUUUCCCCACUGCAGGGACGUGCAGGGAAGAAGUGGAGGCCAUACCUUAUUUCAGCGCUUUGCACUCAUAGUUCCUUCCAUCGACUUCCGAAAAGUCACUCGUUCAGCCGUCCUGAUUCGCUGACACCGAUGACUGUAGUGACCGCUGAUUACUUGUCUUUUAUAUGUGAGGGCUUGCCUUUUUUAUCGAUGAAAUGUAAAAAGUCAUUAUCUUGUCAGUAUUGGGGAAUUCUGUUUUUGAGUUGUGGGUUUUCAUUAAAAAAACAACCGAAAAGUCAAGACGCUAAAUAUGAGUAAAAUGGUCUUCAUCCACAAAACCAUCCCUGUGAAACCAGAAGCAGUUUAUAAAUGCUGCACCUAAUUAACUUAAUCAUUAGAUUUGGGGCCACAGGAUUAUAUUCUAACUAUAUUCUAUCUGUGCUGUGGGGGAUCCAGAUGCACAUUUUGGCAACAUCCUAUAAUGUGAAUUUUUUGAAGCAUUUGUUUUUUUUUUAUAAAAAGGGAAGAAAAGUUGAUGUUAGAAAUAGUGUUAAAAUAAGUCCUGUACAUUGUUUGUAAAUUCAGAAGACCACAUAUUACAACAAUAUGUAAUAUGUCAUAUAAAUACAUAUAAAUAAAACAUAGGUGUAAUAAAUUGAUAUGCAGCUAUAUGAGCGAUGCAAUGAAUCCAGGACUUGCUGCACUUUAACAGUUCAUGAAUCAACAGUUAAUUAAAAUUCUUCACUGUGUCUUGCCAUAGAACUCCAUCAAUAAUAAAUUAUUUUCCAAGACCCUCAAAAAUAUAAACAUUUGGAGGGAUUUUGGUUGUUUACACACUGUUGGGGGAAGUACUCAUAGUCCGAAUGAAUAUUUAUGGUGAAACUGAUGGAAAAAACAAACCAGUCUCCUUGCAUCAAGAGAAUUCAAGGGCCUGAGAAGUCAGGUGAUCUCGAUCCUGGCGAACAUGUCUAGGAUGCUCUUGGAAGAUGUGAUGUGUCAUUUCUGGGACAAUUUCUCAUCUAGUCGCUUACUCUGAGUGACGAACAUUGCAGGAAUCAGGAAACUAACUCCCUUAUUGUGUGCAUGCCUUGUUGUUGUGUGACUUGUAUGCACUUACCAAAUUCUUUACUGAGCAAAGUAAACAAUCCUCUUCUGUCAAAACAGGGACAGUUUCACAUUUUAUGUUUUUUAGGUGUGCAGCUGUACAGAUAUGGCUAUUCUCCUCAAGUGUUGAUAUCUGCUUUCCAGUUUUGUUCCCGUGUCAACAUGUUACACACAGUUUUAUUGGUUUUACUUAAAUGUAGGAGGCUCUUUAAUAUUUUUGAUAUGUAUGCUAUAAAGAGCACUUGUAAUUUUAACAUUUUAUACAUGAGGAAACUCAAGACAUAACAUCUAUUCCAAAAUUCAUGAUACUUAGUUGUCAGUUUUGUGGAUAUUGAGUAAUUUCUUAUAAAAUACAUUUACUGUUGGUGCAUCAUUUUGUACAUUAAUUUUGAAUUUUAAGGAAUAUUUGGCAAGCCUGAAGGGAUAAAGAAAGGCCUUUUGAAAUAACAAUCUUUCCACAAAUUAAAAACUGGAACAUUUAAAUACACUUGAAAAUUCAAAAAAUCUAAUGUUUUAGUAGUGAUGUCAGCUGUAUUUUGGUCCAACAUUAAACAAAUAUUUUGUAUGUGUUUAUUUUCUAGUUUUUAAAAGACAAUGAAAUAUUUUCAGCUGUUUCACCC
Lepisosteus oculatus (spotted gar) is the source of this 6309-nucleotide messenger RNA. RefSeq names its product KIAA1549-like a. Lineage: Eukaryota; Metazoa; Chordata; Actinopteri; Semionotiformes; Lepisosteidae. The record is from RefSeq and is a predicted model, not a curated record.